Trichoplusia ni (cabbage looper) is the source of this 7440-nucleotide messenger RNA. RefSeq names its product cadherin-89D (gene Cad89D). NCBI's taxonomy places the organism in Eukaryota, Metazoa, Arthropoda, Insecta, Lepidoptera, Noctuidae. Gene Ontology annotation, cellular component: plasma membrane. The coding region runs from base 802 to 6840 and encodes 2012 amino acids. Gene Ontology annotation, molecular function: calcium ion binding. The transcript is spliced from 19 exons. Gene Ontology annotation, biological process: homophilic cell-cell adhesion. The record is from RefSeq and is a predicted model, not a curated record.
UGAAACAAAUUUUAUAUUAUGUUCAAAGAUGUCUUCUCACGAUCAAAAAGCUUUUAAACAAACACGAAUAUCGAUUGCAUCACUAAUUAUAGGUAAUAACGUUUUAACACAAUGGGUGGCACAGUUUAAGGAGAGAUGUAAAUCUCUACAUCCGCCGUCAGCUUCCGGGCCGCCCGCCGUGAGAAUUUCCACUAAUUCAUCUCAUAAUAACAUAAGUUGAUGUUAUUUCUUACUUAUUAUGUCAUUAGGACAGUUAAAAACUUGUUAUUUUAAGCGAUUAAGAACAUUUAUGUAGUGUUAAGUAGAUGCAGUUUAUUUAUGAGGCACUACCGUUUUUAUUCCGUUAUAUAAAAAAUAAAAUUCAUUUAAAAUACAGUCAUUUGGAUGCAUUUAGUCCAAACCGUUAUCAUAUCUAGAAUUUUUUAAGCUCGUUAUAGACUUAGCCGUUUUUAGAGAUAAACGCCAUCUAGCGAUUAUGAAACGAAGCAGUUUCUGUAAGAGGAUCUUUGCGUUUGGGCUUGCUGUAUUCGGUAAAAGUUAACUUAUGAAAACAGAGAUGGCAUUUUACAAUGAUAUUUUUAAAGGAAAACAAUGGUCAGAAAAUUAGUACUCACAGACCCAAAAAUAUCUAUAAAAACAGUUUUAUUGUCAGUUAAUACUGACCUAUAAAAGUUCUACUGUGAACUCACUUUCAGAAACACACAUUUCCUACGAUAUCAACCUUCGAUGAUAGUCAACCGUAUGUUAAGAUAAUCAAACCACGUUCGAAAGAAUUCCAUCCUUCAAUCACUGAGCUACACCAUGUCCAAAAAUCUUUCAAUAAUUGCCAGAAUAUACCCACAGCUGAAAACCUGUGUCUUCUCCCCUAUUUCCAGAAAGAACCUCAGCCUGCAGCCGGUGGACCGCGAGGAGGACGCGCACCUGUUCACCUACCGCGACGUGAACCGCACGCACGUGUCCGUGGUGCUCGCGCAGAGCGUGGACUCCCUGGUCGACAGCGACUCGCCGCAGAACGUCGUCAAGUUCCGCCUUGGGUGCGACUUUGAUUCUGGCGAUGAUCUUAUAUCAGCAUACUUAUCGGUGACGGUAUACAUCGAGGAUGUGAACGACAACGUGCCCAAGUUCCUCGACACACCGUAUCAUGUCGCUGUGGAUGAAUUGACACCAACAGGUCUUACAAUAUUCAAGGGCAUCCGUGCCUUUGACCGGGACAAGCCCAAUACGCCAAACUCGGACAUCCAGUACAGCAUCACCUCCGGCGACGCUGACGGCCAUUUUGCUCUAGAAAGUUCCCACAAACCUGUGCUGGUUCUGAAGAAGCCACUGGAUUACGAUACAGGCGAUAAGGAGUUUCAUCUAGUUAUAACUGCUUCUGAUCGCGGUUCUCCUCCUCGCAGCUCCAACGCUACAGUUAAGAUAGUAGUCCAGGAUAAUGACGAUUUACCUCCCAAGUUUACGGCGGAUGUGUACAAAACACAAAUUCCGGAGUUUUAUCCACUAUUGGGUAAACGGAUCCAUAAGGAGUUGUUAUUUCCGGAGCCGAUCAGAGCGUAUGAUCAGGAUAUUGGUGUUAAUGCUAAACUAAAAUAUGAAUUGGUAGCUGGCAAUGAAAGAAGGCUCUUCUCUCUAGAUCCUCGCAAUGGCACGUUGUUUCUAGAAAAAGAAAUAGAUUUGGAUGCUGAAUCAAACUUGUCCGGAAACACGUUUAUAUUACAAGUGCAAACGUCGCAAUUGGACAAUCCCUUAAAAACAGCGCAGGCUAGAGUAGAGCUAGAGGUGUUGGACUUAAACGACAACCUUCCAGCGUUUGAAGUUGACUUCUACAAUAUAAGUAUUGUAGAAAAUCUGCCGAAUGGCUUUAGCGUUUUACAAGUAAUGGCAACUGACAAAGACCAAGAAGAUAACGGAGAAUUCACGUAUCAGCUCAACGAUCCCGAAGGAGCUUUUGUCAUCGACCCUAGAACUGGGUGGCUUACUGUCAGAAAUCAGACCGUCUUAGACAGAGAACAACACGCAUCACUAAAAAUGAAAGUUUACGCUAAAGAAAAGAUCCCGAGUGUUGUAGGAACAUUCUAUGACAAACAACGCCUUGCAAAAUGGCGAAGAAAUCCUACGACAACAGGAGUACCGUUGUUAAAGGACAGGACUACUUACGUAUUCCCUGAUAAGCUUGGAAGUAAGAAUGAUAACGUGGAAUAUGUAAACGAACAACUUAUGUCUUUCGUGAACGUCGAAGUCACGCUCUUAGAUGCUAAUGACAAUAAUCCGGUGUUUGUUCCAAGUAAUUUGUACGAAUUCUCAAUAAAAUCAAACGCAAAAGUUGGAACCCUAAUUGGUAAAGUCAAAGCAACGGACCCUGAUUUAGGAAGGAAUGGCAUGGUGCUUUAUGAUUUGCAACGAACAAGCAACUUGACUAUUACAUCACCUUUCCAAGUGGAUGCUAAGACUGGUGCCGUUAGUGUAGCAGAAACUCCAAUAGUGGAAGGAAGACAUGCUCUAUUCAUUGAAGCUUCAGAUCAACCAGCUAAUCCUAGUGAAAGAAGAUAUUCAUUAGCCGUUGUUACCAUUGAUGUUACCAGUGCAAGUAAAGGCCCUAAAGGGGACAGACCCGGUUUCAUAGGAGCUCCUUACGAAUUUUGGGUUGGAUCAAAUGUUGGUAUUGGUACAAGUGUUGGCCAAAUUCGUAUCAAUGAUGCAAUGGAAAAGAACGACGUGUCGUACGAUCUAUUGCAUAGUUAUGAAGAAGGAGUGCCGUUUGCUGUUGAAGAAAGAUCAGGAGUAAUAACAGUAGUAGAUGAAUUAACUAAAUACGAUAGACCGAUGUUUGAUUUUGAAGCCGUAGCAAUGCAGGAAAAUGCAAACCUAACCAUUACCACAAACGCGACAGUACACGUAGUUGACGUUAAUGAUGAAAGAGGCAUACUCCUGAAAGGAGCUCACUCACCGUUGGUUUUCCAUGUUAAAGAAAACGUAGCUGGUGCAACUAUUGGUCAAAUCUUUCAUGUCAAUAUGAGUUCACUUUCAGCAAAUAACAGUGGUAAUAUAAGGUUUAUAAUUGCUAACCAGCAGGAUGUCUCUGAAGAUAUUGCCAUAGGUCAAGAUGGCACGAUCUUCGCGCAAAAACCUUUAGAUAGAGAAAAGCGCAGUACAUACCGAAUGACUGUGAUUGCUGAAUUUUCAAAAGGUGUGAUUUCUGGGGCUGGAAUUUAUCAAGUUACCAUAAAUGUCGAUGAUGAAAAUGACAACCCACCUUUAUUUGAACUACCGAUAUAUGAAGGAUUUAUCUCGGAAAACUCAGCAAAAGAAACUGAAGUUAAAAUGACAAAUAAAAUAAUUGCUAAAGAUGACGACGAAGGUGCUAAUGCACUGUUUAUGUAUACCUUAUUUGGAGACGGCCGUGAAAUGUUCCACGUUCAUGAAAACACCGGAGUUGUAACGUUUGUCGGUAACAAAUUAGACAGAGAAGAGAAGUCUGCAUAUGUACUGAAAAUCGUUGCAAGAGACAGAGGUGGUCUGAGUUCCGAAGCUAAACUAACAAUUAAUGUACUUGAUGAGAAUGAUAAUAUUCCGAAAUUCAAUCAAAUCAUCAUUCCGUUCGGGGAAAAUGUAGAACUACUUGAGGCAGACGAAAAUUCUACUGUAAACAUUUAUCGUGAACAAAAGAAUAACGGGAGUGCUGGCUUAACCAACAAAGACGUGAAGCCAAAAAAUAAAUUUGCAAUGAAUACCGGAACUGGACCUCUAUUUAUGUUACCAGAAAACGUUGCCAUUGGCUCAACUAUAUUGAAACUAAAUGCUAUGGAUAUGGAUAGCGGCAUCAACGGUCAAGUAAGAUAUGAAUUUAUUUCAGAAGUGUUCAUUCCUCCUACGUCUACAAAAGGCAUGCAAGUUAAAAGAUAUUUUGUGAUAAAUGAGAGACAUGGACACAUUAUUGUUGCGAGGACAUUGCCCCCAGAGGCAGAAUUCAGAUUAAACAUUUCGGCUUUAGACGGCGGUGAAUUGAGUGAUAAUAUUUCUAUAAGAUUAUUUAUCAAAGAUAUAAAUGAUCAUUUCCCGAUGUUUAAAAAAUCGUGGUAUAGUUUCAAUGUUGAAGAAGCCCAGUAUACUAGAAGAGUAUUAGGCAAAGUGGACGCCACUGAUGCUGACUUCGGCCAAAAUGCCAAUUUGACAUAUUUUAUCCAACCCGUAUCAAAGGACUUGCCUUUUGAAAUAUCGCCACUAACCGGGGUAUUUAGUGUUAAUGGGGAGCUGGACAGAGAAAAAGAAGACAAAUAUGUUUUAACCGUAGUUGCUCAAGAUAACGGAUAUGAUAAAAAACUUUCAUCUUCAGUAAGUGUUGAAGUGCAAGUAUUGGAUGUUAACGACAAUGCACCAAAAUUCUUUGCAUACAAUGAAUUACUUGAAUGGAAACAUCCCGAAGCGGAUGAAAUCGCUAAUCAUAACUUUGAAUCUGUUAUGAUGAUACCUGUAUAUAAAGCAACUUUAGAAGAAAAUGCACCUAUUGGCACUGUGGUCACCAAAAUUUAUGCAAAUGAUUCUGAUUUUAUUGGUAAUGGUAAUGGUUUAAUUUUAUAUAGCCUCCCACAGCGAAAGAAUCAAAUGAAUCUAUUUGCUAUUGAUUCUAAAGAGGGUAUAAUUACAACGACAGGAAGGUUGGACUACGAAAGUCAGACGGUACAUAAUGUAACUAUUGUAGCAUCAGACUUAGGAUCUCCUAGUCUAAGUUCUACUGCUAUUCUAAUUUUAACGGUGACUGAUGUUCCUGACGAAGUGGAAGUUUCAGACAAGCCAGUAUUCAUAUCGAGAUAUUACGAGUUAGAGAUUGAAGAAAAUGUUCAUGCUCCCGUUGAGCUAGUAACUUUAAACUUGACGGAACACUAUGAAAACUUCAAAAUGAAGUACUUUAUUCUCAACGAAAAUGACUUAGAUGUUAAGAAAUCCUUUGUUAUUGACCCCAAAAAUGGUACCUUGUACUUAGUAAAGAGCCCAGAUAGGGAAGUGAAAGACAUUUAUGAAAUCGUUAUAAGAGCCGAAAGACAGAAGAUAAGUAGAGAGUUGCCACAUAUGAUAUAUCCUGUUGCUGAUGAUGUAAUGGAAGGAUUAACGAAGUAUGACGUGAAAGUCAUUGUGAGAAUAAAGGACGUUAACGAUAAUGCUCCAAAAUUCACUAAUAGUGGACGACCUAUGGUUACAGCAAUACCUACAACAGCACCAUUUGGAUAUCAAGUUAUUCAAUUGAAGGCAACGGAUGCGGAUGUAGGGAUCAACUCGGAUAUUCGCUACCAAAUCAUAAACGAGCAGGCACCGCGCUUCGCAAUCGACCCGGUAUCGGGCCGCGUCCGUGUCGUGUCGACCCUCGCUCGAGAUGCAGGCCGUGUGUUCGGAUUUGAUGUCAAAGCUACUGACAAACGUGGUGCCGACGAUGGAAAGUCAGCUAUAGCUAAUGUUUUUGUCUACGUACUGGACGAAAAUAAACAACUGGUGCUGGUAGUCGGAGCAAAGCCAAUGGAAGUUGAGAGGGGCAUAGACAAUAUCACUAGAUCGCUGACGAAGAUGACGGGCUUCGAUAUAAGAGUGAGACGAUUGGAAGCCAACACUAAGGCUGCUAUGGAUGUUGCGACUGACAUGUAUAUUUACGCAGUAGACCCGUUAUCUAACGCAAUAAUUGACAUGGAUGUUCUGCAAAAAUCUCUGAUGAAACGGGAGACGGACCUCCGUCACAACCUGGCCGGCUUCCGAGUUCUGGAAGUUGGCGACAACGCCAUGGUGCAGGCUAGGAGUGGUCGUCUACUGAGCACCAUGGAGAUCAGUGUGGUGGCUCUCGGGUGCAUCGUCUUCGUCGGAGCCUGUACCACCGCUAUCUGUAUACUGUGCGUUAGGAGGAGUAGAAGACGCAACCACAAACCAUAUUCCCAGCAACGACUUAACGCUUUCUCAACUGAGCACCUAACCAAAUUCGGAGGUCUCUUCCCGUCUGGAGGCAACCAGUGCCAAGAGCUGAACCAGUCAUACAGCGAGGCUGACUCAUACAUCGACGUCAUUAACCAUAAUGGGAAAAAGAUCUGUCCUCAUGGGAACACAGUUGAAGAGUUUGGGAAGGCUCACCAGAAAUGUGUGAAGACCCAGUUUGGUGAUGACAUGUUCAAUCAGAAACAUGAGCGAAUGUGCAUCAAGUUUAACCAGCGCCCUCUACAGAAGAGGAAGGGGCAAGAUACAUCGAUAACGUCCGUGAAUUCCAGUGGCCAAGACUCUGGGAUCGCCGAAGUCACGCGGUGUCCUUGUGGCCAGUCCAGCGUGCAUACAUCCGAGGAGAGCAGCGGUUGCAGUUACGAAGACUCUCUGAAGUCAACUCGCAACGCUGACAGUCGCGGGAAGCCCUACCACGCGGACACCGAGCCUCGCUUCAUGAGACGAGCAUCCUUCACCCACCAGCCGCUGGACUCUCGGCAGUUCAACUACAGGCGUCAAUCCUUCUCAGAGAACAUGCAGAGACAUUUUCCUCCGUUCGAGAGAAUUGGUUCCCCUGCCGGCAUGACCAGGCAAGCUUCAACACCAAACGUGUCCAACACGCAAUCCUACUUCUUGGGAGGUAAGAAGAGAAAUGAAUCCAGAAGAAAAGAGGUCCUCAACGAGCCUAUGGUGGAUUAUGAUCAUAGUGAGGGAGAAGAUGUUUUUGAUACCACACAUAGGAUGGAGAGAAGAACUAGUGCAAGGAACCAUAAGCGAGGAAAGUUCAUGGAGCUGGGAGGUCAAGCGGCGGUGUUUGUCGCCACGCCCGCAGCCGCCGAGAUCAUGAGGAGGCAGGGCAGCGAGAGACUGAUGUUCGCCAGACCGUUAUAGUAGGAGCCAUUUAAUGAUUCAGUAUAUUAUUUAGCAUGGAUGCAUGGACUCUUGAAAGUGAAACCCCCUAAGAUUUGUUAGUAGUUGAGUAUACCAAACGCGUACAGUACAGAUCUUUUAAAAAGUAUAAGUCAUGAACCUUGUUGUAUGUUCUCCUUAUUUUUUAAACUUUAUACAUAUACUCAAGAACCUAAUACUCAUUAAGAACCUUAACUGGAUAACGUCCUUAAAAUUAAAUAAUUAAGAAAUUAACUUCAAUUUGUUGAAAAUUGUGAAUUGAGUGAUAACUUAUGAUUGUGCAAUUUAUAUUUAUACGUAAUUAGGUGUACAUUCUAUGUAAAUAAGUGUAAAAAAUUUGGACAUUUUAUAAUUAUUUCUUGCCUUUGCCAGCUUUACUAUUUGGUUGUGUCCAAAGAACUCAUAGAUUGAUAUUAAGUGCCAUUUGGAGAAUGUCUCUACAUUUGUAGAGUUUUGUUACUGUCUGUUAAUAAUAAUGUUUAACCACCUAAUAAUGAUGUUAUACGUCACGGAACGUGAUUUAUUGUAUUUUUGUAAAUACUUCUAGCUAUAAGAAUAAAUAAGUAAACAAUUAUCACAUAA